Penicillium oxalicum is the source of this 708-nucleotide messenger RNA. RefSeq lists its product as uncharacterized. The transcript has 2 exons. The coding region runs from base 1 to 708 and encodes 235 amino acids. NCBI's taxonomy places the organism in Eukaryota, Fungi, Ascomycota, Eurotiomycetes, Eurotiales, Aspergillaceae. The record is from RefSeq and is a predicted model, not a curated record.
AUGGAUUCUCCGCCCCAGGAGGCGACUGCUUUUCCAGAAGGCCAUUUGCCUAACAUGCAGGAAGCUGCCAGGGCUCUAGCCAACCGAGAUAUCCCUCUGGUGGACAAUGAGAACCUCUGCUCAUGUCUUGGAUUACAGCUUCUUGAAUUUGCAGUGCCCGACGCGCUCCUCUCGCUCUCGUCGCAGAUUCUGUCGGAUCAUGGCUCGCCUCGUGUAUCCCCCUCCACGGUAGAGAAUUACAGGCACACCGCGUCAGAAGAUGGCUGCAUCGUCCACAAGCUAGACAGUGCUUGUCUCAUCUAUCUCUACCCGUUGUCGCUCGUCGGUUUUACGCUCCAAGACACCGUUAAGGCUGAAUCCACCUUUGAUCCCACGCUGAAGAUCCUGACGCCCCAGCCCCGAGUUUACAUGUCUUCGCUGAUCUGUUACCUCCUGGAACAUCCGUUGGAAGAUUGCACCAAACGUCGAGUCACUGAUGACCUCCUGAGUUUUAUCACAUUCUAUGUUCUUCGUUACGAGCCACUGGAUACGAAGAGCGGCGAAAGUGCCGAGGACGAGAGCGAAGAAGCUUACCAGGAACGGAUCGAGGAGGGAUUGAAAAUGAUGAAAUCUUGGGAUUGGGAUGCUGACGAGAAAGACUACCUGCCCAUUGCCGAAUCAGUAGCUCGGGAUUAUCGGUCCAUAGAAACACUAACUAGCUGCGGAUGA